CUCCCUAACCUCUUUACAAAACUGCACAGAUUAGCCAGGAAUUAAGUUUCAACCGUUUCAUGUGUCUGGUCCACAGGGGGAUUACGGUUUUAAUUCAUCUCUCUUUUUUUCCUCCCCCUUUGGGCCUAUAAGGGCUCCGGUCCUUGUUGGAGGAAGAGGAGACGGAGAGGAGCAGCUCAGGCUGAAAUAUCGCUGUUCUCUGAUAGUUUGGGGGAAUUUUCUUUUUAAAUGGAUGGACUCAUCAGGAUGGAGAGGCAGACGUUUCCUUUCACCAUUGAAAACAUUUUAAGCAAAUAUCCGAGCAGCGGCGGAGAGAAGCGCUUAUGUGGGGCAAGAGCUGUGGGGCUGAAGGAGAAGCCCUUGCAUCCUGCCUGCCUGUGCUGCUGUUACUGCUGCGCUGACGUUUUCCACAGUGACUUCAUCCAUGAAGUCUGUCAGUAUGGAUGGAGUCCGGCGACGCUCUCAGAGCCCCGCAGGCUAGGAGACACUCACAGGGAGGAGCAGCCGCCCGGUCAGGUGCAGAGAAGAACUAGGCGUCACCGGACCAUUUUCACCGAGGAGCAGCUGGACGCCCUGGAGGAGCUUUUCCUGCAGAACCAGUAUCCAGAUGUAAACACAAGAGAGAAACUGGCCCAGCGCACUCACUUAAGAGAGGAGAGAGUAGAAGUUUGGUUUAAAAACCGAAGAGCAAAGUGGAGACGUCAGAAAAGACUUUCAUUUAAUGUGGGAAACGCAGAAAACUAGAAACUGUUCCAGAGCUGAAAAAGACGAGAAAAUGAUGUGUUCUGUUGUCUAAAUAAAUAAGGGCAGACAAAUUAUGUAUUAAACAAACCGUUGAGCUCACGUACUGUUUAUUGUUAUUUAUUUAUGUUGUAUGGAGUGACAGUGGACUGUCUUAUUGAUGAGUGCAUGUGUUUAUUCGCUUUGCAGAUUGAAGAUCAUCAGAUGUUUAAAACAUAUAUUCUUUGUUGUGUUUUACACAAAUUGUGAAUAUUCUUGUAAAUACGCAUCAUUUUUCCAGGAUUAAAUGAAUACGUUCUCACUCACACCAAACUUGUCUGUAAACAAGUACAGUUUCAGUGUAAAAGGUUUGAAUGGAUUGUAUAUAGGCUGAUAUUAAUAACUGUAAUACAUGUUGUUUAAAUAUUGUAUUUUUUAUUAUAUAUUAUAUAUUUUACUAUAUAUUAUAUAUUUCUUAUAUUUUUUGUUAUAUUCAUUUUGGGUGAUUUCAGCAGCAUUUUUAUCCAUUCUCUUUUCCUUUUUUUUUUUUGGUCCAAGUGAAGAUUAUUUUUAAGUGAAAAAGUUAAAUAUUAAAGCAAUACUUGUACAUAGGAUAAAGGCUUAAAGUCAUGUUUAAAAUAUAAAAUUUAUAAAAUUAAGUUUUAAGAGGAAAUUCUGAAAUAGGCUAUAGCUAUUCGUAUGUUUAUUUUGAAAAUUCUAAGUAAUUUUACUGGAACGUUGGAACAAUGAAAACACAUUAAAACCAAAUCAAUCCUGCAUGCAAAAAAAUGAAAAAAUAAAUAAAUAAAAACCUAAUUAUUAUAAACAUGUUUUUUUAAUUAAAGAAAAUCAUCUUUUAUUUAGCAUCUCUCAAGAUAAAAACUCACGAGGUGCUUCACAACAACAGAAAAUUCAAAAUACAAAAAAAAACUUAAAAAAUUAUUUAAAAACAUGGUUAAAAUUAGAAGAAAAACAUAAAAAACAGAUUUGUGAUUUAAAUGUGCAAGGAAAGGGAAAAAGAAAAUGAAUAGGAAAGAGGGAAAUCAGUGGAUCCCGGAUAAGGCGUAAUUGGUUUAGAGCAGAACAAGGAGAAGGUGAUGAUGAAGGUCACACCAAAACCAGCUUGAACAGGUGAGUUUUCAGCUGCUUUUUAAAGGAGACCACUGAGUCCACUGAUCUCAGGCUCAGAGAGAGAGUCUGGGGGCCACAGCAGCAAAUGAUCUGUCACCUUUGGUCUUAAUUAAAGUAUCAAUACCUGAUGACUCCUGGAGCAUCAUUAAUAUUUACCUCAUUAAAACAUUGUCUUUUAACAUUUGAUGAGUGUCAUUUUUGUUUGAGCCACUUGAUUUUUUUAUUUAUUUGCUUGAUAAAAAUCCUUAUGAAAUGUGAUAAGAGCAAGAUGAUCAUUAAAACAAACGGAUUGAAAAGCUUUUUAUUGUUUCUUUAUUAAUAAACUCACCAGUGUGUUAAAUCAAAAAUCCAUCAUGUAAAUUCAUUCUAAAACAUUUUACUACGUUUUAAUUAACUUGGGCAAUAAUAAUAAUACAUUCUGAUAAGUUGGGAUGCUGAGUUGCUGAUAAAUUUGAACAGUUUAAACUGUUUUAAUGUUUUUCAUUUGUUAUUCAUUCUGUCAGUUUGUUUGUUUGUUUUUGGUCAAAUAUCUUCAUGAUCAGAAAAGCUUAUCAUCAUAAAUAUUCACACAUAAUUAUAUGAAUACUGUCUGAGUAUGUUUGCAUCAAACUGGAGAAGUGGAGCAGGUAUGUGAGAGAAAUGUUGAAUAAAAGAAUAAAAAAAAAUUGAAAGAGUAAGUAAAAUGAACACAACGGUUUGGUUUAAGGAUUCAGAACAUAACUUUAUGUAGACUUUUAAAAAUC
Messenger RNA from Nothobranchius furzeri (turquoise killifish), 2594 nucleotides. RefSeq names its product homeobox protein goosecoid-2. The record is from RefSeq and is a predicted model, not a curated record. Gene Ontology annotation, biological process: regulation of transcription by RNA polymerase II. Gene Ontology annotation, molecular function: DNA-binding transcription factor activity, RNA polymerase II-specific; RNA polymerase II cis-regulatory region sequence-specific DNA binding. Gene Ontology annotation, cellular component: nucleus. Lineage: Eukaryota; Metazoa; Chordata; Actinopteri; Cyprinodontiformes; Nothobranchiidae.